This is a messenger RNA of Podarcis raffonei (Aeolian wall lizard), 2573 nucleotides long. It is a transcript of the gene SACK1E, whose product is annotated as family with sequence similarity 83 member E. The transcript has 5 exons. NCBI's taxonomy places the organism in Eukaryota, Metazoa, Chordata, Lepidosauria, Squamata, Lacertidae. The record is from RefSeq and is a predicted model, not a curated record. Bases 806 to 2398 code for a protein of 530 amino acids.
GGUGGCACAACCUUGAAUUAUGAUUCAAGGGGAUGCUAGAGUAACAGGCAAACAGUUGUGUGGCCACCAGCUCUAGCACUGGUUAGUACAACUGGUACUUUGGGCAUUUGUUUUGCAUUUUACGGCUGUUCCCCAUCCACCCCCGGACAUAUUUUUUGACCAGUGAUUACCAGGAUAACUACCGUUACUCAUACCUUUGGAUGUAGAUCAUAUUGUGUUUAAGGUUAAAAAGGUUUUAGAAUCAAAUUAUACUCUUCGUGAGGCUGAGAUUUGGAAUCUAGGGGCACCAACUCUAUUUUGACACUUACCAUGAAAACGGGUUGCCUAUAUGAUAGUUCCCAUGAAUGUAAAUAGAGAGCAGGUGAUAAGGAGUUAUGGAUGUGGUAAACUGAUGUGUCAACGUUAGGCUUAUCUGGACAAGGGGUGGAAGGAGGUCCUGAGUCCUGGUAUCCAGCAUUAGAAUAAUCCAGUGUGCCAUCAGGGUUUAGAAAGUGAAACUAAGGCACUUAGGUCACCUGAAAACGGUGAAAGUUAUGGUUGAACUAGCCACUGGGGCUGUCCCAUGAACAAUGAUCAUUCUUAUUUCUAUGCCCUCAACAGCUGCAGAGGCUAAAAUCCACACACAGAAGUUCUGUUAAAGAGGCAGGAGCAGGGCACGCUGUUUCUUUUUCGACAUGACAGAAGGAUUUUAGGUUAAGGAUGCAAGAUUAUAUGGCUGCAUACCCAGAGGGUUUGGAAAGGCCCGCUCUGGUUACAGGGUAGAGUUGUGGGUACUGUAUAAUUGAAUGCCCUUUCCCCAAAGGCCAUGGCAGGUUCCCAGGUCCUCUGCUUGGAGAGCGAAGAGCCGUAUGCUAAAGUAACGGAAUCGAACCCUGAAUUUUAUUAUUGUGAGGGUCAGCGGGUAGCUCUCGAAGCGCUGCUUGCUAAAGGCGAAGAGGCGUUUAAGGAGUGCGUCUCCCAGGAAAAGCUGCGCCCCUUUCUGUCAGAUGGAGAGCUGCAGGAACUGAAGGCAGCUGCAGAAGACUCGCGGGCUCCCCCGCCAGGUGGAACUGGCAAUGGUGGCCACGGGGGCAAGGGAUCAAGCCUCAGCUACUGGCCUGGACGUUCGGACGAGCCUACUCCAGAGCUGGAGCUAGGGUGGCCGGAGAACAGCGUUUGGAAAGGGAUUACCCGUGUGGAGGUCUAUACGCACCCACCAGGAGAGGGAGCGCCCCACAUCAAGGAGCUGGUGCGAAGAUACAUCCAGCAAGCCAACAAGGUGAUUGCCAUUGUCAUGGAUGCUUUCACGGACCCCGACAUCCUCUUAGAUCUGUAUGAUGCAGCACUCAGGCGCCGAAUCCCCGUCUACAUCAUUCUCAGCAGAGAGCAUCUUGCCUCCUUCCUCACCAUGGCUGAGAAAACGUGCCUUAAUGUCCGUCACACAGAGAAUCUGAGAGUCCGAGUCAUCCGGGGUUGUACUUUUCAAAGCAGACAGCAGAAGCAGGUCACAGGGACCGUGAAGGAGAAAUUUGUCCUGGUUGAUGGGGAAGUCGUGAUCACUGGCAGCUACAGCUUCACGUGGACAGAUGCUCGCUUGAACCGCCAGCUGGUCACUCAGCUUACAGGAGAAGUGACAGGGGCAUUUGACCGGGAGUUCCGCAUCUUAUAUGCCGCCUCUUGUCCCCUGCCAGCCCUAGAAAUUUCACCUAGACUCCAGCCUGCUUCGAGCCUGGCUCCAUUACCAAGUACCAAUGGGCCAGAUAUCACUCCGUACGUCAGCGUCCUGGAUGGGGUGCAGCUGUCCAACCGCAUUGCAGAGCGACGCUCCGUGGCCCCUCAACCCGUGGCCAAGAGCCACGCUGGAGAGUGGGAGUUAGUAUUGGCCUCCCCUGCUACAGCGGAAGACCCUGUGCUACCCACCCCACCUCCAGAGGUGUCUAUUCGAAACAGACUGGCAGCAUGGCGUGGCACAGACCUUUCAGGAGGGGGCCUGCACGGAUCCCCCGAUGGGCAGAAUGCUCUUAGCGAUAUACUUAGGAACGUACAGCGGACUCAGCGUUCAGCAGCCAAGACCACAGGGGCUCGCGCUAGUAAGUCCCUGUGGGACCUCAGCCAGAUCUCCGGAACCAGCACAACAGGAAGGGGAUGGAAUGGGAUAGACUCAGCAGAAGAAGCUAAGAAAUGGGGUUACCAGGACACACCAGCAAGAGAGCUGAUGAAACAGCGAGGGACUGGCUAUGCCCCAGAAGAACCAAGGAUGCCCGUUUACCUGGCACCUGGGCGUAUGACCCCUUCCUCUGGCUACUUGCCUCUAGGAAGACUACAAGGACAGCUGUAUCAUAAUCCUGCCAGUACAGGUCUAUCCCGGGCUUGGCCACACCCAGGACAAUUCCAGUACGGCCAUCAGCUACGAUACUGAAACCUCUCUGAAAAUCUCAAGGCAGGAAAAAAAAAUACUGGGAGGAUAAUCUGGAACAGACUGGAAUAUUUCCUAGAGUUUAUAGAGAGAUUAUUCAUGUGACAGGACAAAAUAGUCAGGGAUGGCUAUAAGACUGGUUUCUAGCUUUUAAUAAAAUAUACUAGGAGACUUUUCU